Arvicanthis niloticus (Nile rat) is the source of this 1098-nucleotide messenger RNA. It is a transcript of the gene Fam241b, whose product is annotated as family with sequence similarity 241 member B. Gene Ontology annotation, cellular component: intracellular membrane-bounded organelle. Lineage: Eukaryota; Metazoa; Chordata; Mammalia; Rodentia; Muridae. The record is from RefSeq and is a predicted model, not a curated record.
UCCUGUGAGGUCAGGUGGGAGGAAGCGGCCGCCCGUGGACACCGAGCCCCGGGACCCGUGCGCGCAGGUACAGACCAGCAGAAAUUCGCAGCUUCCAGGGAGAAUGGUGAGGAUCUUGGCCAAUGGGGAGAUUGUUCAGGAUGAUGACCCCCGAGUGAGGACUACCACCCAACAGAGAAGUAGCAGUCCCCGGCAGGGCUUUUUCAGCAGAGGCCAUGGAGUACCCCCAGGGGGCCCUGGACCCCGCCAGCAGCAGGCAGGUGCCCGACUGGGUGCUGCCCAAUCUCCUUUCAGUGACCUGAACCGGCAGCUGGUGAACAUGGGCUUCCCACAGUGGCAUCUCGGGAACCACGUGGUGGAGCCUGUGACCUCCAUCCUCCUCCUUUUCCUGCUCAUGAUGCUCGGGGUUCGUGGCCUCCUGCUAGUGGGCCUGGUCUACCUGGUGUCUCACCUGAGCCAGCGGUGACCUCCGGGGAACUCAUCAGGGUGGGAGUGUUCAGUAGGAUGGACUGGGCUUCGGGUGUGAGAGAUCACGCACAGGGGGAGGGAGUUGGGUGUGCUCCAAAGGUGUGUUGAGCAUGAGACCGUGAGUGUAGAUUUUCCCCACCGCAGGAGGCAGGGGGACUCUCUGGGCCAGCAUUGCUGAAAAAUAGAGUCCUGUGGGUUUUCUGGAAUGUUUUUAGGGGCAUAGGGCCUCCACUAAAAAGCACAAGCCAGAUUAAGAGGGUUUAGCGUGUAGCAUGUGCCCACCCAGAACACAAGUCCUCCACCAGGUGCAAACCUGGAACUUCGAGCAGCUGGGAACUGCCCAGAGUUUUAUAGCAUUCCUUUAUCUCAACGGGGUCUUUUCUAUUGGCCACUCUUAAUUACGAGGAAGGACAUCAACAUUCUGUUCAUCAUGAUCUUUCCUUUCAGUUUUCCAAGACAAGAGUCUCACUGUGUAGCCUUGGCUGGCCUGGAACUCACCAUGUAGACCAGGCUGGCCUUUGAGCUCACAGAAAUCCUCCUGCCUCUUCCUCCCGAGGGCUGGGACCAAAGGUGUGUGAUACCAUGCCCAGCUAUUGUGAUAUUUUCAAUAAAUAAAUUGGAGUCCCUUUU